Ictalurus furcatus (blue catfish) is the source of this 2837-nucleotide messenger RNA. It is a transcript of the gene igsf21b, whose product is annotated as immunoglobin superfamily, member 21b. The coding region runs from base 73 to 1497 and encodes 474 amino acids. The record is from RefSeq and is a predicted model, not a curated record. NCBI's taxonomy places the organism in Eukaryota, Metazoa, Chordata, Actinopteri, Siluriformes, Ictaluridae. Gene Ontology annotation, biological process: homophilic cell-cell adhesion; heterophilic cell-cell adhesion. Gene Ontology annotation, cellular component: adherens junction. The transcript has 10 exons.
CACGUGCACCAUUAGAGGUGUGAAUAAAAUGGGAACACGAUAUUUGAUGUUUAAUUUAUUCACACUACAAAAAUGAAGCUUGGGCUCACUUUAUUCCUGCUUCUGUGCUUCGAUUUCAUGGAUUCAGUGAUGGGGUAUUUGACAGUCAGUAUCGAGCCUCUCCCGCCUGUGGUCAUGGGAGAUACAGUGACUUUGAAGUGCAAUUUCAGGACUGACGGCAACCUGAGAGAAAUCGUGUGGUUUCGGGUUACAGAAGGUGGUAGCUCUAAGCAGAAAAUCUUUACCUAUGAUGCCAUGUACAAUACCAAUUUCUCUCACAUGGAGGACUUUCGCAGAAGAGAAGAUCUUGUUUACCAGUCGACUGUUAGGUUGCCUGAAGUACAGAUGGAAGACAGCGGGCCUUAUGAAUGCCAUGUGGGAAUCUACGACAAGGCGUCCAGAGAGAAGGUGGUCUUAGCAUCUGGAAGCAUAACACUUGCUGUUAUGUCACCUCCGAAAUCCAUCUCUGUAAUCGCAGCCGACCAACCGUCACGAUUCAGUCACUAUGAAGCUCAAAACUUCACACUGAUAUGCAUUGUGACUGGAGGAAAACCUGCUCCUGUGGUGCACUUUAAGAGAGAUGGCGAGUUGAUCGAGGUACUUCCCUCAGCCCAGCCAUCAGAGGCAGCUCGGAAGAGAGGCUUGCACUCAGCCAAACGCAGCAGGCCAUUGAUUAGCCGAGAACUCGAUGACACCAAGCGCCAGAAGUCCCUUUCUCACCUGGAGCCAGAUAUCGAGCCGCUGAGGUUGGAUGGGGCUCGUCAUCGCCACAGCCUCACUUCAGGAGCUCUGGGUCAGGGGAGUGCCAGUCCCACUACCGAGGUCAUCCCAGAGACGGUGGUGAGCAGAGAGUUUCCACGCUGGGUUCUCAGCUCCAGCCCGCUCUACUACUUCAACCACACAUGGACCGAGCUUGUCGACGGCACCAUGCAGGUACAGGCUAUGCUCACCUGGCACCUGAACCCACAGCUCGAUAAUGAGGCACUGUUUAGCUGCGAGGUCAAGCACCCAGCUCUCUCCAUGCCCAUGCAGGCCGAAGUCACGCUCUCUGCUCCAAAGGGACCAAAACUCUCCAUGACUCCCAGCAGAGUAAAAGUGGGAGACACUGUGCGCAUCACUGUGGAGGGAUUCGAAGUGGGAAUAAAAGGGAAUGAGGUAUUUCCAGAGCCCCUGUUCACAUGGAAACGUGUUGGUGGGCUAUUGCUGGAUGGCAGUGAUGAGAGGGAAGGCAAGGUUCUGGUUCUUGAGAGAGUACCUGCAGAGCUCAAUGGCUCCAUGUACCGCUGCACUGCUGAGAAUCCGCUCGGUUCUAUCAACACACACACACGCCUCAUAGUGUAUGAGAAUCCAAGAAUAAAGAAGGAGACACUACACUUAAAUGUUGCUGACUCGACUGGACUUGUACCGGGACCCACACUCACCACACUGCUGCUGUCACUGAUCCUGGAGUUUACAUGAACAAACACAGACGAGACUCGCAUCUUUCCUCUCCCGGACAUCUUCUGUUCACCUAAAAGACUUAAUGCAGACUGUGUGAGCCACGAUCUUGCUCCUGAAUGAAAAACUGUGCAUGUGAGCUACAGUGUAUGAAAGUGCAUAAUUACCACACGCUUGCCAUCUAGUCCAUUAUCAAAUGGACUUGACAUCAGUGUCACCUGCAAGAUCUGACCUGUAGAUGGCAGUAGAGACUUCUAGACACACAAAUGACAAGUUUGGUCAGUUCUGUUAUGUCUUAGAGAAGUUGAUUGUACUCUUAUUAAAAAGGGGGGUUUGCUGGAUCGUUUAAUAGCUAAAGCGUGUGAAUAAGAAAGACACCGUGUUGUAGGGGUUUACAAAGAACCUUUACAGGUUUCCCUAUAUUCUAAAAAAUGAUAGAUUUAACCUUUCAAGUGUGUAGUAAAACCACCCUGCUAUUGUCUGUCACACAGUUUUCUACACAAUUGUCUAACCUUGUAAAAAAAUUAAUGAAUAACACACACACACACACACACACACACACAUUUUUCCUUGGGAAAGGGGACUCUCUUCUACAACAGGGGUUCUCAAACGUUUUACACCCAGGGAUCCUUUUAACUGUAUAUAAAUAAUGCUGUUCCUUGGAUCUAAUAAUAAAUUCCACAGACCCCCUCAGCACAGAUUUAUUUCAUGAACAUAAUCCAACUCUUCAAAUGUUAGGCUAAUUAUAGCUCAUAGAACUUUUUAUUCUCGAACUUUCCACUGACAGAACACAUUAUUUCACAUCAGUUCACAUUAUUUGUUAUUCACAGGCGACUUGUUUUUGAGUUACUGAGGUUUGGAUUAAACCCGUUUAUUUUAUGUGACCAGUCAAACCAGUUAAUAAUGAUAAGAACUCAGUAAUAAAUAUAACUUUGAUAAGAGUGGGUUGUCAUUUCCACUACUACUGUAUAACAGAUUUUUUUUUAAAGUCACUGGUUAUGCUUUAUGGACCCCACUUUGAGAACCACUGUUCUACAUAGAAGAUAUUUAAGAGAUAUUUGUGGAACCUGAAGAGCCCUGGGUAGCACUGUAGUGCAGUGGAUAGCGAUGCUGCCUCAUAGCUCCAGGGUGGAGUUUCUGUGCAUAUUCUUCAUGUGUCCUCAUGAGUUUCCUCCCUCUUCCCGAAGACAUGCCAGUACUGCUACGCUCCAUUACCCCUAGGUGUGAAUGAGUGUGUGACUCUUUCUAUGAUCCAUUCUCUCUCUCUCUCUCUCUCUCUCUCUUUCUCUCUCUCUCUCGCUCUCUCUCUGUAUGGGGUCAUGUGAUAAACUGAUGUGUGUGCCAUCCAGGCACGCACAUAC